AUGGUGACAGAAACGGAGCUCUCCCAGUUUACCACAACCCAUAUGUCAUGGUUCUUGCUGAAUCCGUGGUGUCUCUUCUUCACCUUAUUGCGCGAUCUGAUGACGCGGAAAAACGCAGAAGUUGAAGCAGCUCAGGUGAAUAAGUCCUUGACUCUCGAGAGUAUGGUGGCCGAUGAGGACAAACUCGAGCCUUCGUCCGAACAGCUUCUCCAUCGCUUCAUGGAGGUAAUUCUCAUCUUGUUCUCCAUCCUCUGCGAUGAACGAGACGUGUUUCGCAGCACCCCCGGCCGUGUUGAUCAUUCUAUCAAUGUCGGUUCCAAGCCGUGCAACAUCUUAGACGAUGGCUACGUCUACGUAUGCCGUGGAGGGACCUCCGGACACCCAAAGAAAGAGUAUGAUAAGAACGGUAAAUACUAUGCUACGUACUCGGUGAAUGGAAAGGCGCAACAUGAACCAUCUGAUCGGAACCGCUACGGGCAUAUACCCAUCAUCCGAUAUGAGGCCUUCGUGAUUCAUAUGCAUCAUUACUCCUUGACGAUCCAUACCGCUCGUUUCCCAACGGAUUAUCUCACAUGGGUUACAGACAGCACGGAAAGCAACCGCCCAACCGAACACUACUGCAUCCUGUACAAGGUAUCUAACGUGUACAAUCUAGCCAAGCCAGACAGUCGACUCGCUGCUGCUCGGGACAUUUUGACUCUUCUACAUGCUAUCAGGAACAGCGCGCCGACAGAGGACGGGUCGAGACUAUUUGUGGCUCGGGCAGUCAUGAGGCAGUCCAUCGGCGGUAAGAAAGAAUCUGGCGAGAAGAAAAACAUGCCAGUCAAGGAUCAAACCAAGGAUCACCGGGAUAACUCUGGCGACGGGAACAGGCACCAGCAGUACGGCCAAGCACCGGAGAAAAAGGAGAACUCAGCGCAGUUCUCCUUGAAGCAGGACUCGAAACAGCCGAAAAACACAGCCGUAGGCGCCGACAAGGGGAAACAGACCAAGGAAGAAGGUACUCACACGAAGCGUUACAAACAGAAGUUGCAACAGCGGCAGCAGCUGAAAAAGAACACCCAGGGUAACAACGCCAAUACAGAUGAUGAACGAUCGGGACGUGUCGAUGCGAAGGAGCGCAAUCCCGCUCACAUCGCUACCGCGGGCACGAAAAAAGUCAAAUCGAACACUGAGGCGAAUGGGGCCUACAAUCAGAGUCCCACUAUGGCUGUGAGAGGUUAUUAUGCCAAUGGUAAACUACAUGGUUUGUAA
Molecule: messenger RNA, 1254 nt
Organism: Aspergillus clavatus NRRL 1
Lineage: Eukaryota; Fungi; Ascomycota; Eurotiomycetes; Eurotiales; Aspergillaceae
Exons: 6
Coding region: 1-1254 (417 amino acids)
Source: RefSeq, a predicted model, not a curated record